This is a messenger RNA of Phyllostomus hastatus (greater spear-nosed bat), 1806 nucleotides long. It is a transcript of the gene ARMCX2, whose product is annotated as armadillo repeat containing X-linked 2. The record is from RefSeq and is a predicted model, not a curated record. Lineage: Eukaryota; Metazoa; Chordata; Mammalia; Chiroptera; Phyllostomidae. Gene Ontology annotation, cellular component: mitochondrion.
AUGAGCCGAGUUCGGGAUGCUGGCUGUGUAGCCGCUGGGAUAGUCAUCGGGGCAAGUGCCUGGUACUGUGUCUACAAAUACACUAGGAGAAGAAACCAGACAAAGAAGAGACUGGCCAAACCCAAGGCAAGGGCUCUAGCUGGGAAUGGAUCCAGGGAUAGAAUCAGACUAAGGGCUGGAUUCACAAUAGACUUUGGGCCAGAAUUUCAUUCCCCAACCCCAGUCCACACUGGGAAAGAGGACAGGGCCCAGGAUGAGGCCUCUGCCCUGGAUGCAGCUGCAGCUGAGGUAGUGGCCCCAGCUGCAUCCAGUGCUGAGGCUCAGAGUGGGACUGGAAGUCAGGCCCUGGAAGCAGAAAGGGCCUGGGUUGGGCCUCAGGCAGAAUCAGUAGUUGGGGCAGAACUGGCUUUGACAAUGGUACCAACUCCCAGGGAGGCAGAGACCCUCAUGGCUGCAGAGGCCCCCACAAUGGCAGGGACUCCAAAAUUGGCAAAUGCCCCUGGCACAGCAGAAGCUCCUAGGGCACCAGCAGUGCCUCCCAGGACACCAGCACUUACUGAGGCAGCAGCACCUACUGAAGCAACAGAGGCUUCUAUACUACCUGGGCUUUCUGAGGCUACAGAAGUUCCUGAAACCUUGGGAUCCCCUAAAACAGCAGCAGCUGCCAAGAAAGUGACUCCUGGGGCUCAUACUGGGGUUAUAGCUAAGGCUGGGUCAGCAACUGGAGCUGUACCCAAAGGUGGAGCCAAGGGUGGAACCAAGUCCCAAACUGGAGGCAAGGACAAGGGCAAGGGCAAGAAAAACAGCAAGGUUGAAGUAGACCAACUGGGGCUGGGAUUCCACCUUGGGGGUGGGGCUGCAGCAGCUGCUGCAGCCUCUGCUAAUGAGGGGCAGGCUUUCCUGGCAGAGGUCCCUGAUUCUGAGGAUGGGAAGUCCAGUUUGACUGACACAGAAUCGGAGUCAGACUCUGAGCCUGAGACUCAGCAGAGAGGGAGAGGGAGGAGACCUGUUCCCAUGCAGAAGCGCCCCUUUCCUUAUGAUAUCGAUGAGAUUCUGGGUGUCCGAGAUCUAAGGAAAGUACUUGCUUUGCUUCAGAAAUCAGACGAUCCUUUCAUCCAACAGGUAGCUUUGCUCACUCUGAGCAAUAAUGCCAAUUAUUCAUGCAAUCAAGACACAAUUUGUAAAUUAGGAGGCCUCCCAAUUAUUGCAAACAUGAUCAACAAAACUGAUCCCCACAUUAAGGAAAAAGCCUUAAUGGCUAUGAAUAACCUGAGUGAGAAUUAUGAAAAUCAGGGCCGGCUUCAGGUAUACAUGAAUAAAGUGAUGGAUGAUAUCAUGGCCUCAAAUCUGAACUCAGCAGUACAGAUAAUUGGACUAAAAUUUUUAACAAACAUGACUAUUACUAAUGACUACCAACACCUGCUUGUCAAUUCUAUUGCAAACUUUUUUCAUUUGUUAUCUCAAGGAGGUGGAAAAAUCAAGGUUGAGAUUUUGAAAAUACUUGCAAAUUUUGCUGAAAAUCCAGAUAUGUUAAAAAAACUCCUGAGUACCCAAGUGCCAUCAUCAUUUAGUUCCUUCUAUAAUUCUUAUGUGGAAUCAGAAAUUCUUAUUAAUGCUCUUACUCUAUUUGAGAUCAUCUAUGACAAUCUCAGAGCAGAAGUAUUCAACUACAGAGAAUUCAAUAAAGGUUCCCUUUUUUACUUAUGCACUACAUCUGGAGUGUGCGUUAAGAAAAUUCAAGCUUUAGCAGAUCAUCAUGACCUUUUGGUGAAAGUGAAAGUUAUAAAACUAGUUGACAAAUUCUGA